CCAGAAGACAGUGGCUGUUAUGAAGCAUUUUAACCUGUUCUGUUCUAUUCUAUAUCCUGUCGACGUCCCCCUCCGGUGUGUCGUCAUGGUCGGAGCAGCCGGUGAUUGGUCGAGGGCGGGUGAGUGAGGGAGGUAAUGAGUGUCUCGCAGCAGCAGCAGCAGCCGCGGCGUCGCAGCAUCUCGUAAAGGAAGGAGACUGUCCGGGCUUUUGUUUUGUGGCCGUGAAUGAGAGCCAACGUCUCCUCCUUCUCUUUCUCCUUCCCGAAAUGUGCGUGGAUUUAAUGAGGACGUGGCUACUCCUUCAUCUGGUCAUCCUCCGGCUUCAUUCAUCAGGAGCAACGGAUGAGUGUGAGGAUGGACAGUUUCAGUGCAACAACAAAAGGUGUAUUCCGACCCUGUGGAGGUGUGACGAUGACGACGACUGUUCAGACAACAGUGAUGAGGAAAACUGCCCGAGGAAAACGUGCGCCCCUGCGGAGUUUGCCUGCCUGAACGGACAGUGUGUCCCGGGGCGAUGGCGUUGCGACGGUGAACCGGAGUGUCCAGAUGGUUCUGAUGAGGCAGAGGAGACCUGCAGCAAGCAAACGUGCCCCCCGGAGAAAUUUGACUGCGGGGGAGCCACCAACAAGUGUGUCUCGCUCUCGUGGAGAUGCGAUGGAGAGAAGGACUGUGAGAACGGGGCAGAUGAGGAGGACUGCGCUGCUGAUGCCAAAGUCUGCCCCAGCGGUGAAUUUAUGUGCGCCAACCGCAAGUGCUUGGCCACCGUCUACCUGUGCGACAGCGACGAUGACUGCGGAGACGGCAGUGACGAGCUCAAGUGUGGCUCCCCACUCACCUGUGGUCCCAAUCACCUCCGCUGCAACAGCUCAGAGUGCGUCCCCCUCAUGUGGAGCUGUGACGGAGACCCUGAUUGCUCGGACGGUUCCGACGAGGGCCCGGAGCGGUGCGGAGGCGACGGGCUCACUUACCUCCUGAACCGACGAGCAAACUGCACUGCCGGAGAGUUCCGCUGUGACAACGGGGAAUGUGUGCGACUGACCUGGAAGUGUGACGGAGAUCCGGACUGCAAGGACAAGUCUGAUGAAGCUGACUGUCCCCUUCUGACGUGCCGCCCUGACGAGUUCCAAUGCGGUGACGGUUCCUGCAUCCAUGGAACCAAACAGUGUAACAAGGUCCAUGACUGUCCAGACCACAGUGAUGAAUCAGGCUGCGUGAACGCCACCAAGUGUGAGGGCCCUCUGAAGUUUCUGUGCAAGAACGGAGAGUGUAUCGACAGCUCUAAAGUGUGCGACUCUGUCAAGGACUGCAAGGACCGGUCGGACGAACCCAAAAAAGAGUGCGGUCUUAACGAGUGUAUGAUCAACAAUGGCGGCUGCUCCCAUAUCUGCAUGGAUCGGCCAAUCGGCUUUGAAUGUCAGUGUCCGGCAGGAUACCAGCUGCUGGACAAAAAGACCUGUGGAGACAUUGAUGAGUGUCAUUACCCCGACUCCUGCAGCCAGAUCUGCAUCAACUACAAAGGGGACUUUAAGUGUGAAUGCUACGAAGGCUACGAGAUGGAUCCUGUCACCAAGACCUGUAAAGCUGAGGGGAAGAGUCCUUACCUGCUGUUCACCAACCGCCACGAGAUCCGCCGCAUCGACCUGGUGAAGAGGGAGUACAGUCAGGUGGUCUCCACGCAGAAGAACGCAGUGGCUCUGGACCUGGACAUGGCCAACAAUCGGGUUUUCUGGUGCGACCGAUUUUAUCGCAAAAUCUACAGUGCUUUCAUCCACGACGCCAGCGACCCCUCCCAGCAGGUGCCGCUGGUGGAUUCAUCUCUGCAGACCCCCGUGGGCCUGGCUCUGGACUGGCUCCAACACAACCUCUACUGGACAGAUUCUGGAGACAAAUCCAUCUCGGUGGCUUCAGUGGACGGCACCAAGAGGCGCGUCCUUAUCAACACCGACCUCAGUGAACCUCGAGCUAUAGCGCUGGAUCCACACCACGGGUUCAUGUACUGGUCAGACUGGGGCACUCGAGCCAAGAUAGAGAAGGCUGGAAUGAAUGGUGUGGACCGUCAGGUGCUGGUGGCUAACAACAUUGAAUGGCCCAAUGGAAUAACACUGGAUGUAGCUAACAGACGUCUUUACUGGGUGGAUUCCAAGCUCCAUCAUAUCGCCAGUGUGGACCUGAAUGGAGCCCAUCGCAGGACACACAUAUCCUCUGCAGAAACGCUGGGACACCCCUACGCUCUGGCUGUUUUUGAGGAUCGAAUCUACUGGACAGACAGAGACAGGGCAGCGGUUUUCGUGGCCAACCGACUGACCGGGCAGGAAGUUCACAUGCUGGCGGAAAACCUCAACGACCCACACGACAUCGUGGUCUUCCACCAGCUGCGUCAGCCGCGCGGUCAGGACAGCUGUAACCUCGGCAGUGUAGCCAACGGGGGCUGUGAGUACCUGUGUCUCAAAGCCCCUCAGAUAACAGAGCACUCUCCGAAAUAUACCUGCACCUGCCCGGACGGACAAGCACUGGGGCCAACCUUCUCUCUCUGCUCCCCAGCUGGAGGCGAGAACUUUCUUCUGGGGGAGAACCUGACAGUAGCCGUGUUAGGAGUGGUGAUCCCGAUCGUGGUUUUCGGCCUGGUCUGCACUGGCGUCUAUCUGGUGUGGCGGAACUGGCGCACCAACUCCACCAAGAGCAUGAACUUCGACAACCCCGUUUACCGAAAGACCACGGGCGAGGGCGAGGAGGACGAGAUCCACAUCGGUCGGACUGACGCCAUGGCUCAUCACGCUCACCACCAUCCCUACCCGCAAGGCAUCAGCGUGGGCGUGGUCGGAGCUGGAGGGGGAACCUGUCCGCAGUUCAUCGCCCUGCCACUGGGGGGUAGCAUGCCAGAUCCGGGGACGCACUGGUACACGGAGCAGCCCAUGCUUUCUACCGCCAAGUGAAUCCGCGUUUGGGGGACCGCUCCGUGGAUAAAACGGCCGCUCAGGCACACGCGCACACAGUGAGGUCGGGGACGACUGGGGGUUGAGACUGCUGAAAGGUCAAAAGGCGUCAUCUGUUGUGAACACGCAGCCUCUCACCGCCAUGUUUUGUGCCAUAUUUAUAUUGGAAGAUCCAGCGAUUUGAAAUGACACGAGCAUCAUUUUUACGAUAUACAACGUCCCGGCUGCGCUCGGACGAUUUUUUUACCUCUAGAACCAGAAUUUGCAGUAUGUGCCAAUGUGUUCCUAACACUGAUCGAGGAACGGAGUCGGACUGUCGUGAGAUGUGUCUUAGUGCUAGUGCGAGUGUUUUGUGACUGGACUUUUUUUGUUCUUCGGUCCGGUCACGCGGGCUCGGCGAGGCGGCGAGGAGCUCCGAGAACACGAGGUUUUGAUUAGAGACGGAGCUCUGACGGUGGAGCUGUGGCUGCGAUGGUGAAACAGUCUGUACAGAUCCAUGUUCAUCUGAGUCACCCGUGCCGUGAAUGAAGACGUCUGUGUGGAAAACAUCGUGACCCACGUGUUUGGUUACUUCUUUCCUCUUCCCUUUCACUUGGUUGUUUUUUUCUAUUUUUUUACUCACCAUAAUCGAGAACUGUUGUGACGUUGACGCUCAAGAUUUUAUUUUUUAAUACACUUUCUUUACCUUCUUCCAUCAGCAUAGAAACACCGACAGGAAUUCAAAUAUCUGAUUUAGAAAACAAUGCAUUUUCCCGUAAUUCGUUUUCUAUUACCCGAAAGGUUAUAAGGUCAUUACUGUGAAUUUUU
Cynoglossus semilaevis (tongue sole) is the source of this 3740-nucleotide messenger RNA. RefSeq names its product low-density lipoprotein receptor-related protein 8. Gene Ontology annotation, biological process: receptor-mediated endocytosis. NCBI's taxonomy places the organism in Eukaryota, Metazoa, Chordata, Actinopteri, Pleuronectiformes, Cynoglossidae. The coding region runs from base 267 to 2933 and encodes 888 amino acids. Gene Ontology annotation, molecular function: hormone binding; protein binding; calcium ion binding. The transcript has 17 exons. The record is from RefSeq and is a predicted model, not a curated record. Gene Ontology annotation, cellular component: plasma membrane; signaling receptor complex; apical plasma membrane.